Messenger RNA from Scleropages formosus (Asian bonytongue), 1328 nucleotides. RefSeq lists its product as uncharacterized. NCBI's taxonomy places the organism in Eukaryota, Metazoa, Chordata, Actinopteri, Osteoglossiformes, Osteoglossidae. The coding region runs from base 39 to 980 and encodes 313 amino acids. The transcript has 9 exons. The record is from RefSeq and is a predicted model, not a curated record.
CAGCUACAACAGAAACAUCAACAAGUGCUGUGACGACGAUGUCUGGAACAACCUCUACCACUGCUGCGGUAGGAUCGACGACAGAAGUCAGAUCAUCAACAGCAGCUGGAAUGAUUAAUACAAAUUCUACAACAAUAACAACACUUCAGACUCACACCACCACAUCAACACCUGCAACAAGGCAAACCUUGGCUGUUACUCCCCCGACAACUCCUCAUACAGUCAUUGGAAUAGCACGUUUAAACAUCCGCUUUCUGUUCAUCACCAUAAAAGUCCCUAGUGAAACUGAAAUCCUCAACAUUGCUAAUAAGAUCUUGGGUCCUCGUGUUAGAUCUGAAAAUAUAAAACUGAACGAUCCAGUGCAGAUUAAGAAUAUCACAUAUGAAAAAUUGUCAAACACCUCCUUUGCCUUGGACUUGGGCUAUGAGAUUACUAAUGUGAAUAUGAGUGAGCAAUUCUCACAGAGAAACAAUACUUUUAUUCUCAUCCAAGAGAGUAUCAACAAACUGCUAAAUAAUAUUCUCAACAGUCCUAAUGGAACUCCAUUCACCUUUCCUCAAGCAAACUUUAUUAAUGAACAAAAUGUGAUUGAAGCAAAUAUGACCUACAUCUAUAAGGAAGGGGACAUCAACCAACCAAGCAACUUCCUAUCAGACAUCCUGAAAGCCAGUGGCUUGGAUGUUUCCACCACCACUACAGCACCAACUACCACCACUACAACUCCACCUACUACAACUAAAUUCAACCCCACCUUCCUGCUCACCACACCCCUGCAUGGGGCCUCCAGUGUAGUGGAAAGUGGGAAAUUUCCAGGCUGGGCUUUGGCCAUUAUCAUCCCCUGUGGUAUUGUUAUCAUCCUGAUUCCGCUCUGGAUCCUCCUCUGUUGCCUGUUGUGUGGCUGUUGUGCAGCCAUAAGGCGGCGCUGGAGACGACGGAGGUCUUACAAUGUGCAGUACACAACACGCAAUGGCCUCUUUUGAGAAGUGCAACAUUACCUCCUGAGGUCUGAACACUGAAGAUACUUUAAUUUCGUAGACCUUUGAACUGGAUAACCCAGUACUUCAGAGGAUAUUAGCAAUUUUUACAGUCAUCAGUUUGGCGUAUUGGUAUUUUCAUUCAGGUGUAUUAAUGGGAAACGAUGGAAAAUAUAUUGUUUUUUGGUUAUGUGAAACGUGUGAAAGAAAUCAGGGUGAAAUGUGUGAGAGGUUGUCUUUAUCAAAUCAGUCUUCAUAAGUAUUUUCUGUGUUGUGUAUUCAUAUUUGUCCAUCUUUUGUGUGUGCAUUAUUAGUAACUUUCAUCCAAAAUAUUAUACAAUUCUAUUACCACAA